Molecule: messenger RNA, 3696 nt
Organism: Zygotorulaspora mrakii
Lineage: Eukaryota; Fungi; Ascomycota; Saccharomycetes; Saccharomycetales; Saccharomycetaceae
Product: heavy metal translocating P-type ATPase
Exons: 1
Coding region: 1-3696 (1231 amino acids)
Biological process (GO): monoatomic cation transport; copper ion homeostasis
Cellular component (GO): membrane
Molecular function (GO): ATP binding; copper ion binding; P-type divalent copper transporter activity
Source: RefSeq, a predicted model, not a curated record
AUGAAUGCACUCAAGAUAGAAAUUGGCAAUAUUCAUUGCAAGCAGUGCGAAUCGUUCAUAAAAGAUAUACUUUCGAACUUUUUCACUUUUCGAGCUUAUCUCAAUGAUGAGACAGACUUUUCAAUAGGCAACGAAAUCAAGCAUGAUUUAUCACCAGGGACGAAAGGAAUCCUAAAUGAUGACUCGUUAAUGAUACUUCGACCCUUUAUGAAAUUGAAGGCUCCUAAUCAGCCUCAUAAAAUUGAAGCUACAGGCUUCAUUGCAGACCUAGAUGCAGGCCUUAUUACUGUGACCUAUGAUUCCGAAAGAGAAACAACAGACGUUUCUUCUUUGCUGCGCAAGGUGAAAGAUGCACUCGAAAAUUCAGGGUUUGACGUUGAAGAUGCCUACUUCGUAACAGAUGUAGAAAGUGCCAAAUCCAGUUACACAUCCGGUGAUAGCUCCCACCUCCAUGAGGAGAGCAGGGAUUUAUUCCAGUGGCUUCGCACUACUUUUUUCAGUGGGAAAGUUCAGCGAAAAAGAUAUCGUGCUCAUCUUAGUCACUGCCAGUAUUGUCAGAAUGACAAGUCUGUGGACCAAACGACGGAUUCUAACGAUGCCUCUAAAAAGGCUCAAAAUGACAACACUAUCUAUCAAAGCACCAUUGCAAUCAGUGGUAUGACAUGUGCGAGUUGUUCUCAAACUGUGGAAGCGACAAUUAGACAGCAUCUACACGAACAUGAGAGUGUACACGUUGAUUUGCUGAACAAUGUAGCCAAAGUGACGACAACGAAUAAACAAAGCGUUCAAAAAAUCAUCUCAUCAGUACGCGACUCCGGAUAUGAUGCAAGGUUGAUUGACAUAUUACCCAUCACGACAGAAUCAAGAUUUAAGAUCACAGCUGCUAUUGGAGGUAUCACCUGUGCUGCAUGUGCUUCAACAAUCAGUAGUGUUACGAAAGAAUUGGACUUCGUGGAAGACGUUGCCAUUAACGUCGUAUCUAAAGUUGGUAUCUUCAUUUUAGAUUCUGAAAAAGCCGAACGAGUGGAAGAUUUGAAGGAAGCCAUAGAGGAUGCUGGUUAUGACUUUGAAAUAAUUGGGAAAAUAAAAAGAAUUAGUCAUGCAUCAGCCAAAAGAUCUCAUAGAACAGUGACUCUGCGCAUUGAUGGAAUGUUUUGCAACCAUUGCCCAGAGAGGAUCAAAAAAGUACUGAAAAGAUUCGGGGGACUUAUCAUCAAUUCCGAUAUUACUUUGAAACAUCCCUAUGUCAAGUUCAGUUACGUACCUAACGUAGAAACGGGUGUUACAAUAAGAGGGAUCAUCGACUCAAUUUUGAAGGAUGUAGCCGAUAACUCUGACAAUAAUUUUAGGAUAACCAUCGUUAAAGAACUGUCGCUCGAGGAGCAUUUGAAAAAAAUGGCCAAGAAAAGUACCCGCGAAAUUUUGAUCAGGCUAACGAUCACAACAAUUUUCGCAAUUCCCACUUUUAUAUUUGGAGUGGUGGGCAUGGCACUUUUAAAGCCCGAAAAUAAAUUCAGGAUGUGGUUAAUGAUGCCUUUAUGGCAUGGAAACGCUUCUAGAGUAGUAUGGAUAUUGCUAAUUUUGAGUACACCAGUGUAUUUUUUCAUGGCAGAUAUUUUCCAUAGAAAGGCAAUUAAAGAAAUUAAAACCCUAUGGAUUCAGAAAAAUAAUUGGAGAAGACGUCUUUUCAAGUUCGGGAGCAUGAGUUUACUUAUGUCACUAGGGACAACCGUAGCCUAUUUUGCCAGUAUUGCUUUAUUAGCUCUUAGCGCAACCCAGCCUUAUACCGGUCACAGAGAGACUACAUCAUAUUUUGAUUCCGUGGUUUUUCUAACUUUUUUCUUAUUGAUUGGUAGAUUGCUUGAGAGUAUUUCUAAAAGUAAGACAGCAGCAGCCAUCAAUAAUCUUGGGUCAAUGAAGCAACACUACGCCAGGCUUAUCGAGAAGAUAGACGGCCAAACUGUUGAGAAGACUAUUGAUGUACAGUACAUAGAAGCUGGCGACUAUAUCAAAGUCAGUCCUGGAGAAUCACCUCCAUCAGACUGUAUCAUAAUCGAAGGUAACGCUCAAUUCGACGAAAGUGCUUUAACCGGGGAGUCCAUCCCUGUUGAACAUAAGCCUGGUGAACAAAUAUUUGCUGGAACCGUUAAUGUGGGAAGAAGUAGCGUAUUGGGAAAGUUGGUCGCAGUUGAGGGUGACUCUUUGCUAGACCAAAUUGUGAACACAGUGCGCGAUGGGCAGCUAAAAAGAGCUCCUGUUGAAAAGCUAGCAGAUGCUCUAACUGGAUAUUUUGUUCCUAUAAUUGUUCUACUCGCAGUAGCAACUUGGACGAUAUGGCUGGGGUUGGGCUAUGGAGGAAAGCUUCCCGAAAGCUACUUAGAUGUGGAUGUUGGCGGAUGGGCAGUUUGGUCCCUCGAAUUCGCAAUAUCGGUCUUUGUUGUGGCUUGCCCAUGCGGCAUUGGUCUUGCCGCUCCCACUGCAAUAUUUGUAGGUGCUGGUCUUGCUGCAAAAUAUGGCAUUCUGGCUAAGGGAGGGGGUGCCGCUUUCCAAGAUGGUUCGAACGUUUCCGUUGUUUGUUUUGAUAAAACUGGAACCUUGACUAAAGGGGGCGCUCCUCAAGUGGCGCAUUUUGCUAUCCAUAAUAACCCAAGAGUCAGAUCGAUUACUCCACAACUAACUCGUGAUUUAGAGGCAAAUUCUAAGCAUCCACUUGCUAUAGGAGUAAGAAAUUUUAUCAAUGAGUACUUUGGUGGUGCAUUAUCCACCAACAAAGUACCAGUCACGGAAGAAGUUCCUGGGCUAGGUAUUACGGGUGAAAUUGUCUGCUCCCCUGAAGAGUAUGGAAAAAGUAUUUGGGAUGAAUUGAAAGCAGCAAAAGUCAUACUUGGAAAUGAGAGGUUUAUGGCUCAAAACAAAGUUCAUAUGACAACUCAUCAAUUGCAACUUCUCGACGAGUGGAAGACCGAAGGAAAUAGUGUGGUUAUUGUAGCUUUGCAAUGCCCAGCAUUAUUCCAGAAUUCUAAUUUCUUCCCGAUUCUUCUCCUUGGUGCCAAAGAUGAAGUUAGAGAAGAGGCAAAAGGUGUGAUAAAGAGCCUUCAGGAAGAAGGAAUCGAGUGCUGGAUGAUAUCAGGCGAUAACGAAAAAACUGCUAGAUCUAUUGCCAACGAAUUAGGGAUUGAUCAGGUGGUUGCUGAGGUAUUGCCUGCUGAAAAAGCUGAAAAGGUUCAAUGGAUACAAACCACAUACAAAAAGAAUGGGAAGCCUGCUGUUGUGGCAAUGGUCGGAGAUGGUAUUAACGACGCACCUGCAAUGUCCAAAGCUGAUGUUGGAAUUGCUCUGGCUUCUGGCUCUGAUUUAGCAGUGAUAUCAUGUGAUUUUGUUUUGUUAUCCUCGGUACACACACUCAGUUCGUUACUCACAUUAUUCCAGCUGUCGCGCAAGGUGUUUGGACGAGUCAAAUUCAAUUUCGGUUGGGCAUUGAUAUACAAUUUGGUUGCAGUGCCAAUAGCUGCUGGUGUUAUUUAUCCUUAUAAACAUUCGCGACUGUCUCCUGUGUGGGCCAGUGCAGCAAUGGCCUUGUCCUCUAUCUCCGUUAUUAUCAGUAGUUUAGCUCUGCGCCUCUUCAGACCAAGUAAAGUGUCACUAACUAAUCAAGUGCAAAAAAUGCAGACUGCUAUUGAACAUACUUUCAGAUAA